Molecule: messenger RNA, 1505 nt
Organism: Moneuplotes crassus
Lineage: Eukaryota; Ciliophora; Spirotrichea; Euplotida; Euplotidae
Source: the annotation of a GenBank genome assembly
UUAUUUUAGCAAAUAAAACUCAGAAAUGUCUAAAACAACUGAAGAGUUUACUUCUGAAAUGAGAAGUAUCAUUCAAGUAUUCAAAUCAAUAAACGAAGAGUCAGAUUGGUAUGUACAAGGAAUUUGAAGGACCAUUACAAACGAUGAACUCAUAUCAAACAAGAAAGCAAACAGGCUACAACUAAAUUCUGCUUUCACUAGAAUUAAAGAAACACUGUUCAGGAGCCUUUCUCAACAAAAUGGGUACCUCAACAAGCUCUGGGCCCCUUCCAGUCCUUUAAGCCCCUCAAAAUCUGGUCUUCAGACCCUCAGGCCACUCUGGAACUCAGAGCAGCAUAAAGAAGACCCUAAAGCUUCAGAAGACCACUACAGAAAAGUCGAAGUUGAGGGCCUGAAGUCAGACAAUAACUGAACAAGCAGAAAAUCAGAGAAGGGAAAUAGUCAAGGAGUAGGAGAGUUUAAGCAACAUAAGAGACAAGGUGAAGGAAUGAAUGGGAAUGAUGUGGAGAAGGAGGGUUCGAAGAAAAAGAAAAGAUUUCAAAGACCUUUUACAAAAGUGAAGAUUGCUGAUUCCAAGUAUCUUUAUAUAUGUCAAUUAUGUUCUCUUGAUCCAAUAGAGCAUAUUGAUUUAGAUAAAAAAUCUAAUGAAAAAGAGAGGCAGAAAGAAUUUAGUACCAAAAAUUGGGGUCUCUUUAGAUCUCAUUUAGCUCUUCAUAAAAAAAACCAAGUGUUCGAUUGCCCAGUUUGUAAAAUGGUCCUAAAAUAACAAAUUCACUCUCUACUCCCACGUUCGCACCCAUUGGGGCACAACUCCAUCAAACAGGCCUUACCACUGUCCUAUACCAACCUGCGACGUAACCUCCCAUAGAUCUGACUACCUCAACAAACACUACAGGUUCCACCUCACCUCUCUUCCACCCUCCCUUCACCCCAAAACACCUGCAGUAAUCAUGGCUGACUACAACAUCUCCAAACUCACCCAAGACUACAUCACCAAAGUAACCGCCCUCAACAGCCAACAGAUUAAGAAGGCCAGCUACGAGUUUGAUUCUGUCAUGGGAAUGCCCUUGAAGGCCUACCUGAAGAAAGCCAAGAAGAGACUUAGCAAGAAAAUUUGGGCGUUGGGGUGUGAAUUUAAAAGUAAAGAUUGAUUGUGUGGUGUUGGUGAAUUUGAGCUCACAAUCUAACACCUUAAAUUCGUGAUACGCAUUUUGGGUGUUGACAAUGAUACAGCUGGUGGUAAAAGCUGAUUUUUCAGCCCAGAGUGGAGCAGAGACCAUCCAUCUACUCACCCCAGCUACACCAUGAACUCCACUACUAAAUACCUUCCUAAUUUCUCAAUCCAAAAUUAUUCGGAAGAUAUUUACUAUAAUUAACAACCCACAACAUAUCUUCAAUUACAAUCAGCCAAAAUCAACCUUUAAACUCUUUAACAAGACAUCUAAAUCUUCAUAUCCCAAGAGACUAGCACUCAAGAGUUCUAAAUGCUAGUAAUCACCAAUAAC